Oncorhynchus tshawytscha (Chinook salmon) is the source of this 768-nucleotide messenger RNA. RefSeq names its product splicing factor 3A subunit 2-like. Bases 1 to 768 code for a protein of 255 amino acids. The record is from RefSeq and is a predicted model, not a curated record. The transcript is spliced from 2 exons. Lineage: Eukaryota; Metazoa; Chordata; Actinopteri; Salmoniformes; Salmonidae.
AUGACUCACCCCGUACUGGAGGAAUACUUUUUCUUCAACGAGUUGGACGGAAAGGAUUUACUUCAGACGCCCGAGAAGGCCUUCAUCCCCGUCAAAGACGAAGAACCCAGCCUGCAGUACCCUGGUAUACCCAGCCUGCAGUACCCUGGUGUAGAACCCAGCCUGCAGUACCCUGGUGUAGCACCCAGCCUGCACUACCCUGGUGUAGAACCUAGCCUGCACUACCCUGGUGUUACACCCAGCCUGCAGUACCCUGGUGUAGCACCCAGCCUGCACUACCCUGGUGUAGAACCUAGCCUGCACUACCCUGGUGUUACACCCAGCCUGCAGUACCCUGGUGUAGCACCCAGCCUGCAGUACCCUGGUGUAACACCCAGCCUGCACUACCCUGGUGUAACACCCAGCCUUCACUACCCUGGUGUAACACCCAGCCUGCACUACCCUGGUGUAACACCCAGCCUUCACUACCCUGGUGUAACACCCAGCCUGCACUACCCUGGUGUAACACCCAGCCUGCACUACCCUGGUGUAACACCCAGCCUUCACUACCCUGGUGUAACACCCAGCCUUCACUACCCUGGUGUGCCACCCAGCCUACACUACCCUGGUGUAACACCCAGCCUUCACUACCCUGGUGUAACACCCAGCCUUCACUACCCUGGUGUAACACCCAGCCUGCACUACCCUGGUGUAACACCCAGCCUUCACUACCCUGGUGUAACACCCAGCCUGCACUACCCUGGUGUAACACCCAGCCUGCACUACUAA